Molecule: messenger RNA, 1719 nt
Organism: Cryptomeria japonica (Japanese cedar)
Lineage: Eukaryota; Viridiplantae; Streptophyta; Pinopsida; Cupressales; Cupressaceae
Product: protein NRT1/ PTR FAMILY 2.13-like
Exons: 4
Coding region: 1-1719 (572 amino acids)
Biological process (GO): transmembrane transport
Cellular component (GO): plasma membrane
Molecular function (GO): transmembrane transporter activity
Source: RefSeq, a predicted model, not a curated record
AUGGAGAAACCAGUGCAGUUGUCCUCCCCAUUGAAACUGAAGGAAGAGUUAUGUUCAAGAACACAGGAUUCUCCUGUGUCAAAGAAACAGACUUAUAAGGGUGGAUGGAAAAUUAUGCCCUUUAUUGUAGGAAAUGAGAGCUGUGCAAAUCUUGCAGUAUUCAGCUUAUAUGCUAACCUGCCGGUGUUGUUGAUCAGUCAAUACAAGAUGGAUUUGGUUGCAGCUGCACAAAUUUCAAUCCUUUGGGGAGGGAUAAACUUGAUAGCACCCAUUGCUGGUGCUGUUGUAGCAGAUUCUUAUCUUGGAAGGUUUUGGACAAUCCUUUUUGCCUCAUUCUCCUACAUACUGGCAUUGCUACUUGUGACAGUGGAAUCUGUAUUUAUAGAUCAAAUAAGGGGAACUGGAUAUGACCUGGCAUUGCUUUAUAUAUUUCUGACACUAAUGGUUGUGGGCUCAAGUGGGGUGAAGUCAUCUUCCAUAGCCUUUGGUGCCGAGCAAUUUGACAGCAAUGAUGAGGAGGAUAGGAAAAAUCAGCAAAGCUUCUUCAAUUGGUAUUAUUGUGCAUUUACUGUUUCUGUCAUGCUGGGCAUGACCUUUGUUGUUUAUAUACAAACUAAUGUCAGCUGGAGAUGCGGAUUCAGUCUGGCUACUAUACUCAUGACUAUAUCCACUGUCAUUUUUGGUCUUGGAUCAAAGUAUUAUGUCAUGGUCAGUCCACAAGGCAGUGCCUUCACCGCCUAUGUUCAAGUGAUCGUUGCAUCUAUUAGUAACAGAAACUUGGUUUUGCCUUCUGAUCCAAGAGAACUAUACGAUGUGCCUUUGGAUAAAGUAAAAGCUGAUUUGAAGCUCUCUUCAACAGACCGCUUCAAGUUUCUGAACAAGGCGGCCAUAAUCAGUAAAGAAGAUGAUAACGACCAUGGCUCCACACCCAAUCCAUGGAAGCUCUGCCCAGUUCAGAAAGUGGAAGAACUCAAGUUAGUUAUAAGAAUAUUACCCAUCUGGAGUGCAGGAAUACCAGCGGCCAUCAUCUUGCUGGGCAGCGCUAGCACUUACAUGAUAUACCAGGCAAAGCUCAUGCACAGAAAACUGGGCACCCAUUUCGAAAUACCAGAAGCCUCCAUGGCCGUCUUCACCUUUUUAACCAUAUCCAUUUGGUUGCCCAUCUAUGACAAACUCAUAAUACCAUUUGUCCGUCGCUUAACAAAGAGAAGCCGAGGUGUUGACUUUAUUGAAAGGAUCGGAACAGGCCAUGUCAUCUGUGUGCUCACCAUGAUGGUAGCAGCACUGGUAGAAAUUAAGCGUAAAAACAGCAGAGAGCCCAUCUCUGUGUUUUGGCUUGUGCCACAGUAUUGUCUAUCAGGCCUGGCUGAGUCAUUUUACGCCAUUGGUAUGAUUGAAUUCUUGUAUGUUCAGUUUCCCCAGAGCAUGAGAAGUACGGCUGUGGCAUUGCACUGGUGUGGCAUGGGUGUGGGUUUGUUACUCAGCAGUGUUGUUAUUACAGUGGUGCAUAAUGCCACUGGUGGGAACAGAAGAAAUGCUUGGCUGGGCCAAAACCUGAAUGAGGGCCGCCUCGAGUAUUUUUAUUGGUUUUUUGCAGGCCUUGGUCUGGUUAAUUUUUGUUAUUUUCUUCUUUGUUCAAGGCUGGUGAGAAAGCCCCGGAGCUGCAGCAAUGAUUCUGAUCAACAGAAGGAAAAUAAACAAGUCAGGGUGUCUGUUUAA